This is a messenger RNA of Mytilus trossulus (common blue mussel), 1895 nucleotides long. RefSeq lists its product as uncharacterized. The coding region runs from base 123 to 1307 and encodes 394 amino acids. NCBI's taxonomy places the organism in Eukaryota, Metazoa, Mollusca, Bivalvia, Mytilida, Mytilidae. The record is from RefSeq and is a predicted model, not a curated record. The transcript has 2 exons.
CCUUCACCAGUUUACGGAAAAUCCAACUUGUUAUAUCAUUUCAGUAUAAAAGUUGGAAAUGGUUUUACAAUUCCUAUAUACUCGAUGAAUAAUCCUAUAACUGUAACUGACAUCUCUUCCAAAUGGGUGCAAUAUCCUCCUCUACACGGAGUAUUGAACAGGACCAUAACGAUAUCCAAAGCAUGUUCUUGGCAGCUAAAAUGGGAAAGUGGCCAGACGUUUGGCGAAUUCUAGGGACCCCAGGCCGACCACUGAAACCAUACCUCAUAAAUAUAAUACCUGAAGAUAGACGAUGGAGUUUACUACAACAGGCUGUUUGGUGGAACAAUUCCUCUGCAAUCAAGACACUCAUACAGUUUCAAACAUGUGACAAAGAAUUAAAGGCAAAAGAAAGCAUUUCCGAGAAAGGACCAACCGGUGGACAUACGGCACAGCAAAUAGCUGAACAUUUUGGAUAUUUAGAGGUUUCAAAUAUCAUUAAGAACCAUAUACCUUCUCAACGUGAAGAUGAUAUCGAUACAUACUAUGAUGGGAAUGGUUCUAUCGAAAAUGAAGAAUAUGGUCUAUUCCGAAUUACAUUGGCGGCGUACAAAAGAGCUUUCCAUCCGUCUCAUGUUGACAAAACUAAACAACUGUCAGUGUUAUUGAAUGACGUUUUUAAGCAUGUCGAUACAGGUAACAACUGGAUGGCUGUUAGGGAUAAAGUUGCAGAAGCACUUUAUUCGAGCUGUGAGGAAGCAAGCAAAGUGGUCAGUCAGUGUACUACCAAAUCUGAUUUUUACAAAAGGAUCGUUAAUGUAUAUACUGACGAAUCAACACAAUUAUAUACGAACAUGAACACAGCACUGAGGCGACAACGGGAUACAGGAUUCAAACCUACAGCAAAUGAUCUAGCACUCGGACCAUAUAUACUGAUGUUUCAUCUACUUCUGUUUUGUUGGAGAGAUUUGGUAAGAGAAAAAACAAAAACAUAUCGCAAAAUGAAAAUAUCUGCCAGGGAUCUAGAAAAGUACCAACCAGGAACAAAGUUUACGUGGUUAUCCUUUAUUUCAUCCUCUGUUCAACGGAAAUGUGCUCAGAUAUUUCCAUCUUGCGCACCAAGCGGCGACUUGAAAGUAUAUUUCGUUAUUGACAACUCAACUGAUUCGCAGUGGCAACCACUUAACAUUGAGGAUUAUGCCUGUUACACAGAAAAGGAAAGAGUUUACCCAGCAGGAGCACAAUUCCUGAUUAAAAAAAGACGUUCAACUAAAAAAGGGGUACCGAUCAUUCACUUGAAACUUUUAGCAUGCUUAGGAAGCGAAUAGAAUAUGAUUAUUAGACUAUUACUUUUUUCCUGAUUAAUGACUUUUUAUACCUGAGAUUCUUUCAUAGGUUCGAACCUUUAUGAUUAAAUUAGUCAAAAUUUAAUGUCAAUGCGUACAAAGUAAUAAGACUAUUAUCUUUGAUGUUUUUUAUGCUUACAUUUUCAAAUGGAUUCGUGAAUAUUUUUGUUAUAGACACUUAAGACAUAAUUCAAUGAUCAAUGGAUAUAUUUGUCUAUGUCCUAUUCUUUAAAGGUCAAAACUGUUUUUGAUAUUCUGGAAAGAAGGGUUCCCAACACAAAGAAACAAUAAUUUAGACGAUAAUAUAUAGAAACAUUUAUCUCUUUUAAGGCAAAGAAGCAUGAAUACUUCUUUUCUUUUACAUUCAAAACUGUUCCAAACAUUAUAAACAUGAUAAAAUUAACUUUAAAAAUAUAUUUUUUUAAUUGUUUUAUCCAGUUGUAAUGGCAUAAUAUUAUUAUCAACCAAAUCAUUUCUGAUUCAAACACAAUUGUGUGACCGACUCUUUCCCAGUGAGUAUUAUGUGGAAUUUUGAUGAAUUCUCACUUGAACAAUAAAGCAUUCAAAUUA